AUGCUUCCUUCAACAAUAAAGAAAAUAUUUUGUCCUGAGUAAAAGAAACACAUUCCCAUAUUUCUAUUUCUCUUAGCAGCAGCGUAAGCAACAAAGAAGAUUUUUAAAGCUAAAGUACACAAGAAGGCGAAAAGAUUACUAUAUUUUAAGGCAGCUUUGUCCCAGUUUCUGACAGCAAAUAAAUUAGUUGAAAUGUAUAUAAAUCCAGAGAUGAAAGAAAACAAAUAGGGCAAAAACAAUUUAUUAAUAUCUGAGCAAUCACUUGGAAUAUCAGCUGCUUGCACUAUCAUCAAUACUGCUCCAACUAUUUAGAAAACACCCAUGAAAAGGUCAACGAAAAUGAAAAUUCUUAGAAGAGAUACCAAUUAUUUGUUAUCUUUAUAAAUCCUUAGACUUUCGCCGUUGUUGCUAUUUAAUUCCUCGUUCAUCUAAUAUUUUUGUUAGUUUGUUAUGUAAUUUAAUUAAAUUGGUUUUUAAAAAUUAUAUAAAUAAUAAAGGUCACUUGUUCCUUAAUUAGAUAUUAUACUAUCUAUUUAUCUAUUAAAUUAACUAUCCUCAAAUUAUUAUUGA
Tetrahymena thermophila SB210 is the source of this 570-nucleotide messenger RNA. RefSeq lists its product as hypothetical. The record is from RefSeq and is a predicted model, not a curated record. NCBI's taxonomy places the organism in Eukaryota, Ciliophora, Oligohymenophorea, Hymenostomatida, Tetrahymenidae. The transcript has a single exon.